Messenger RNA from Anastrepha obliqua, 3674 nucleotides. RefSeq lists its product as uncharacterized. Lineage: Eukaryota; Metazoa; Arthropoda; Insecta; Diptera; Tephritidae. The transcript is spliced from 7 exons. Bases 507 to 3269 code for a protein of 920 amino acids. The record is from RefSeq and is a predicted model, not a curated record.
GUUGUUGCUGCUCACUGCUGGCACUCCUAUUAUUGCCCUCACCCAUCUGGCCUCACAGUUGAACAUAACGCUUUGGUGAGUGUUUGAAAUAAUGGAAACGCACUCGACCGUGAUUCCCUCGUUGAGUUUGAUGAGCACUACUGCGCUGAGCAAUCGUUAUGGCUGGCUACGGUAGUAAUGGUGCUGGCGAUGAUGGCUAAUAGCGGUGUCUGUGUUAGGGAGACUACCAACAUUUGUGGUUCGAGUGCAACUUAUGGGAGCGAGCACACACAUCUUUCUGGCUGGUCUUACAAUUUAGUUUGUGUUCGACUUUACAUUGUUCAGCAGUGGAGCAGUAGAGCAGCAGCUGCAAGUGUUACAACUUUAAAACUCGUAAUUACGAAGUUUCAAACAGCUGUUUGCUGUAAGUGGAAGUGGAAGUGGAUAAGCGUGUUGGUGGAAGCUUGUUUGGUUCCUAAUAGCGACUUCCCUAUACACAUUCGAAUUCGUACAAGGAAUUUGACGCCAUGGACACGCAAAAGCUUACAAACGGCAAUACGCUAGCUGGCGGAAUUCAGUUGGUGAAGGAGCGUAAUCGUAGUAGCAACAAAGUUAAACUUUGUGGUUAUUUGAAAAAGAAACGAAAUAAAGUUGGCGGUUGGCGCAAAAUGUGGUUUGUACUCCAGGAUAAGUUGUUGCUUUCUUAUGCCUCGAAGGAGGAGUACGACAAUAAAUUAGUGUCAUUCAAAGAUGUACUCAAUUUGGUGCCGGGUACAAUGGUGCGUCCUUUGGGUGGCUUUCGCUUCACAAUCGAGACAACCACGCAUGUGAUGUAUACCUUUCAUUGUGACGAUCGCAAUGCCUAUCGCGAAUGGAUUACCAUGCUGUUGGAUAGCUUAUCCGCUACAACAAGCUCACAAAUCAUUGCCGCCAUCUCCUCCCCCUCCUCCCGCUCCACAUCAGCUUAUUCUUUGUUGCCGUUGCAACAGCAACGUUUCCGCAACAUUUCCGUCGACAAUAUUCCACAUGGGCUGUGGUCGAGUGCAGCGCAGAAUUCACAGCGUCAGCGUGAGCUCUCGUCCAGUUGUGACUCAAUGCGCCAGCGAUUCGAAUUAGUGGAUGGCAGUUGUGAGUAUGCAUAUUUCGAGCGCCUAGCAAAUAAAAAAUCAUCAAAUGAAUUAAAAGCAACGACGCGGUCGUCGUUGGCGCCAGCAUUGUCGUUGCCCACCCCCGGCAGUGGUGGUACUGGUGGUGCUGCAGCGGUACACUUGCCAAUUGCGGGCAGCACUGCGAAAAUACUGGAGCGUAACGGCGUGAAUUCAAGCAGUCCGAAGAAAAAAUACCAACAGCAAUACAAAAAACGACAGCAGCAACAAGUGAACUGUUGCAACAGGAGUAGUGGCACAACAGUGAACGCAACAAGUAGCAAAAGCAAAAGCAAUAACAAUAACAGCAACGACAACGUCACAGCUGCGCGUUUAUCUACUGAAGUGUGUGCGACUCACUUCCGUUUGCAUGGUGAAAGUAACUGGACUGAAUUUAACAAUCUCGAUAGCGUGCAAGCCCAGUCGAGCGCUGGUAGUACCUCUUCAUCAGCUUCCGCAUCCGCCUCCACCUAUCAGCCCGUUAAUCAAUCAAUUUUAAAAAUAAAUAGUAUGUUCCAGCAACAAUCAACUUCUUCUUCGGCGUCCGAAGGUGCCAGUUCCAGUCGUCACCAUAUGGUGAAUAAAGAGUUUUUAUUGUAUCCAAAGUCUUCAGUAACGAACUGUGAUAAAAACGAAUUUAUUCCGAAGUACAACCACAACAACAAAACUAAUAAUGAUACUACUGAUCGGAACAAUACAUUGUUAGUGGAUUGUUCUUCAAUAGAUGAGGAUACACAAGUUGCGGAUGACAACAUUCGUGCAGCUUAUUCCUGCUGCUCUAAGGAUAGCAAAGCAAUGGUUAUGGUAAAAGACCAAAUUCAGCGUAUGAACAUCAAAGGCCGGAAGGAAACAAUGUCGUAUACGAAUGCAAACGCAGUCGAUAGACGUGAGCAAAGGCGAGUUGUCGUAACGAAACGAUUAGAGGAGGAAUCGCUUAUUGAAACAGCCAAUAUGUCCAAAGCAGUUGACGCUGAUGCGAAACGAAAAUCAUUGGGUAGUAAUGCCGAAAUCGAUGCAGUGGACCGACAACUCGAUAUGGUCAGAGAUGUGGAGACAUCUUUUAAUAGACCUUCGGAGCCAAUUUAUGCUGUAGUGGAUUUAGCGCACAAAUAUGCACAAAGGCAACAACGUAACGGAAAAAAUAAUUUCAAAAAUGUCGAUGCGAAUCGUUGCAGAAGUUACGAAAGCAUUAUACAGGGCGUGGAGCCCAGUAUUGUGGAGUCAAUCAGAGGUGGAUUGGUAGAGAAAUCAAUUAAUAAGUUGUAUGCCGAAGACGAUAUAGACGGUAUCUACGAAGAUGGGGAUAAGUUUGAAGCGAAUUGUGAGAAUGGUAGCACACAAAAUUGUGACGAUGAUGAAAACAUUUACGAGCCUGUAGGUUUCGACAACUUCACCACUCCAAAGACUAAUGCCUCCACGACACAACCCAACGCAUUAUGGCGCUACAUUACGCGUUUGAAAGUUAAUUCGCUCCUACAUUUUACGCGCAUGCGCCGUAACAAUCAUGUUGAUUAUGAUACCAUACGUCUGCCUACACCCACACCAUCACCCACGCUCGCAGCAAGUCAUAAGAAAGCAACGACACUAACAAAGAAACAGUCAUCAACAGCGUCGCCAACCGCCACAACAUCACAAUUUGCCUGCAUUAAACACAAAUUUGGCGCUCAUCGAAAAUCAAUGCAAGUGCGCGUGCGUAAAAUGUGUGCGCGCACCUAUGAACCAAAGACAAAUUUUAACAACAGACAGCCAACGCAGCAACAAAUUAACAGCAAUGAUCACUUUGUUGUCGGAGCCAGCAGUGGCAGUAGCUGCGGAGGUGGUGCUAAUGGAGGUGGGAGCAGUGCAGAGAAAAAACCAAAAUAUCGCUGGAAAUCAGUGAAAAUAAGGCCAAAACAUUUCAAUGGCGCCUACAAUGGUGUCAAUUGCAAUAGUACAACUGAUGAUAUUAGCCACAAAUCAACGCGGCAACGUUUCUUUGGCAGUCUGCCACAUUUGCGUAAAGCGCGUGUCUCACUUUUCUCCACGCCAAAUUUGCAUAUGAGCGAGAAAGAUCAGAAUAGUAAUGUGAGCGAGGUGGUGGAUAAGGCGACUGCGAACACGUCGCUUGCGGCGAACAAAAGUGUAUAUGACAAGUUGAAUAAGUAGCUGAAUAUGGAUGUAUGUAUGUACGUAUGGUGUGCAUUUUCACAAUUUCUCUAAAGCUGUGAGUGUCGUUGUUUAGUUACAAAACUAUGUGGUUUCAGCAAAUGCGUAUGUGGGCGCGUUUGCUGGAGAACGCCAUAUUUCCAGAAACCUAAAAUAUCGAGAAAACCGGCUUUGAAGUUUUCAAUCUACAAUUAAGCCACCUUAACUACAGUGUAAUACAUAUGUAUGCAAAAAAAUGUACUUAUGGUAUAUUGUCUUCUAGCGAGAUACUGUUAAAGUGGUUUUCUUUACAAUACAAAGCAUAAAAGCGGAGUUGGCGGUAAUUUCUGCAUACUUACCUCAAUCAGUUUUUUCGGAUUAUGACACUCACACAGCACAUGGACACAAUGUAUGUAAAGGGUGUUU